Molecule: messenger RNA, 342 nt
Organism: Lipotes vexillifer (Yangtze River dolphin)
Lineage: Eukaryota; Metazoa; Chordata; Mammalia; Artiodactyla; Lipotidae
Product: N-cym protein-like
Source: RefSeq, a predicted model, not a curated record
AUGGUUCAGGGACACCAGCGCGGGGAGGGUCGCAGGGAGAGCCACGUCUCCUACCCCCGGGCUUGCCCCCUGUGCACUCUGCGGACCAGCUGCGCGCCGAGCGGUGCAACGCAACACCCACCCUGCGGGCCUGGCAAUUUCGGCGUAAAAAAAAAAAAAUUUCCGGAGGGCUCCGGGGGUGUGCAGAGGCUCCUAACCCAGCCCCCGCCUCGACUGCAGAAUCUGGACCCGGGGUGCACAGUGGGAGGGAGAGGACGCGCCCAUUUAGGAACGAAACCGCGGGAGGUUUGUAGUUUUAAAUUGAAAGGAGAGGCGCCCCCUUGUUUGAAAAUAAAUAAAUAA